UAAAAGGACUUUGGACAUCCUAAUUGAGAGUCAAGUGGACCCAGGAUGAAGAUAUCAGGAAGAGUCACUUGGUGCUGUGUAGCUCUGCUCCUCGCCCUGACCUCUGUGUCAGCUGUACAGAAGACGCUCAGAUCAAUCAAUGAUUUGAAGAAAAUCAACUUUGGCCAAUCUGUGCCCAUGCACAGUCUUCUGCUGCUCCACUGGUUUGCCAACGAGAUCGACAUCGACAACAACAAUAUAAUAGAGCUGACCUUUGACCCAAACAGGGAAGAUUAUGGCUCACACCAUUAUGGCAACUAUGAGGGGGUGCUGGACCCUCUGCCUUGGGUAAAUCAACACAGGUACUACACUAUUGGAAAUCUCAAUGAGGAAACGUCAACCCAACUUCCUCCUUAUGUAGUCGAUCCCAUGAUUGAGGAUAUGAGAAGAAACAUGGACAGGAUCGUAUUUCGGGUCAGGGAGCAAAACAUACAUGGGCAAGCUUACCAGACGAUAGACCAAGUGUAUAUCACACAGCAUUAUGACACUUCUGAAAAUCAGGGGACACUUUAUGAUCCAGCUCAUACCUACAGGAUCACCACGAACCUCCUGAGACAGAUCAGAGAGUUUUCUGUGGGAGAAGACCAACAGCCACUGUCGUAUCUCAGAAACCGCUUUGGAAGCAGCGCUGAUGAUUUCGACAUCGAAAGCACAUGGGGUGAACUUGCUUGCCUUGGACUGCUGCUGUAUAUUGUGAUCCAGGAAAAGCAGUCCUCUAAGCAACAAAACAACCGCCCUGGAAACGGAAGAAAUCCUGGUAAUAAGAGAGAGCACAAUGUUCCUAGAAAUGUCCAAAACCAGGAUUACGUUGCACUGAAUAUGGGAGAUGAUGAGGACCGUGUAGCCAGCAGGCGACCGGUAAACACAGAAUCAGACUGUUGCAACACGUUUACAUCCUGUAUAAUGUAUUGUUUUUUGGCCUGCGUAAUUGUAAUUGUAAUUGUAAUUGUAUUGGGUAUAAUUAUUUAUUAUCUUAAUAAAUAAGAUCCAAAAAUGUAUCUUGUAGGCUCCUGGGAAGAAAACCAAAACCCACUUGUGUAUCUAAGAGACUGCUCUGAAAGCAACACUGAUGAUUUCCACCUCACAAACACUGUUUUUAAAAAAAGAACUACAAACCAGAAAACAGACUAAUUGAUUGGGGCUCUGCAUUCUUUUUGUAUUUAUUUGUCUAUUUCUGCAUUUGGAGUGCAUUUAGAAACACAAACAACAUUAAAACAGGGAGUGUAAAGAUAUUGUUUAACACCUGAACAUCCUGCAAGGGUUGUUCUGAUGUAUGUCUUGUUUCGUCUCCAUACUUUUGAUUUCCUUGUUUGUUGUAGCACAAGUGAGAUACAUUAGAAGUUGCAUUGUGAAUUAUCUGGUUUGUUCUCUUUGAAAGCAUAUAUAACAAGAGCUGCUAUUGCCAGUAUGUUUCUGUCUUUACCUCCCAGAGAGUCAAAUAAAGAAUUUUCGCCAGGCAUGUCAACAAACGCAGCCAAUUCCUUAUCUUUCAAAUUAAAGGGCUUUUGUCAAUGGGCGACACGAUCAAUCACUAUUAUGUUUCCUCAUUCGGCAAAAAACAGUGACUUAACAGUGUGAUGG
Messenger RNA from Gymnodraco acuticeps, 1620 nucleotides. RefSeq lists its product as uncharacterized. The coding region runs from base 46 to 1023 and encodes 325 amino acids. The transcript has a single exon. Lineage: Eukaryota; Metazoa; Chordata; Actinopteri; Perciformes; Bathydraconidae. The record is from RefSeq and is a predicted model, not a curated record.